CGAUGGCCACCGCUCACCCCCUGCUCCUCCUUCCUCUGCUCCUGGCCUCGGCCUGGGCCCAGUGCCCGGCGCCGGCGGAUCUGAAGAACGCGGACGGGAGCAAGAUCUGUGCCCAGCUGUACACCGACGACAGCCCCUACUACGCCCAGUGCUGCGGGGGCAACGUGCUGCAGGUGCAGCCCGGCGACGACGUCCCCUACAUACCGCUCGGCUGGAACGACAAGAUCUCCUCCCUGGUGGUGGCGCCGCGCUGCGAUCUCAGCGUCUGGUCCAGGAACGGCAAGGAAGGCUACAGCCGCAAGUUCAACAGCGGGGUGGUAUAUCGGCUGCGGGAGAUCAAGAAGGGGCUCUUCGGGGACUGGGACAACUCCAUCUCCGCCUACUACUGCAAGUGCAACUGAGGCGAGGCCAGGGGAGAAGCAGUGAGACCAGGCCUCCAGCCGGGCCAAGCCUUUAUCCCACCGCUGGCACCAAACCUUCCGCCGGGCCAAGCCUUUAUCCC
This is a messenger RNA of Chrysemys picta bellii (western painted turtle), 502 nucleotides long. RefSeq names its product syncollin (gene SYCN). Lineage: Eukaryota; Metazoa; Chordata; Testudines; Emydidae. Gene Ontology annotation, biological process: exocytosis. The record is from RefSeq and is a predicted model, not a curated record. Gene Ontology annotation, cellular component: secretory granule membrane.